CAUAUUGUGCAGAAUGGAGGAUUAUACAAAAAGCCUUUCAAUGAAGCCUUUGAGGAAACGCCGAUGCUGGUUGCCGUGCUCACCUACGUAGGCUAUGGUGUUCUCACUCUCUUCGGAUACCUGCGAGAUUUCCUGCGGCAGUGGAAGAUUGAGAAGUGUCAAAAUGCAACAGAAAGAGAGGAGCAGAAGGACUUUGUCCCAUUGUAUCAGGACUUUGAAAAUUUCUACAACAGGAACCUCUACAUGCGCAUUCGAGACAGCUGGAACAGACCAAUUUGCAGUGUGCCAGGGGCCAAAGUGGACAUGAUGGAGAGAGUUUCCCAUGACUAUAACUGGACAUUCACGUACACUGGAAGAGUGAUAAAGGAUGUUAUUAAUAUGGGUUCCUACAACUAUCUUGGAUUUGCACAGAAUAGUGGGGCUUGCCAAGAAGCAGCAGCUGAAGUUCUGUCCCGGUACGGAGCUGGAGUGUGCAGCACGAGGCAGGAGAUGGGCAACUUGGACAAACAUGAGGAGCUGGAAAAGCUAGUCGCUAGAUUCCUAGGCGUGGAGUCUGCGAUGGCGUAUGGGAUGGGCUUUGCGACCAACUCCAUGAACAUUCCCGCUUUAGUUAGCAAGGGCUGUCUGAUUUUGAGUGAUGAACUGAAUCACGCAUCGCUAGUGCUUGGCGCGAGGCUGUCGGGAGCAACUAUUCGAGUCUUUAAGCACAACAAUAUGCAAAGCCUGGAGAAGCUGCUCAGAGAUGCUAUUGUGCAUGGGCAACCUCGUACGCGAAGGCCCUGGAAAAAAAUCCUUAUCCUGGUGGAAGGAAUAUACAGUAUGGAGGGAUCCAUAGUCCGUUUGCCUGAAGUGAUUGCCCUUAAGAAGAAGUACAAAUCCUACCUGUACCUUGAUGAAGCUCAUAGUAUAGGUGCCCUGGGUCCCAGUGGCCGGGGUGUAGUGGAGUAUUUUGGACUUAAUCCUGAAGAUGUGGAUGUCAUGAUGGGAACAUUCACCAAAAGCUUUGGAGCUGCUGGAGGCUACAUUGGAGGCAAGAAGGAGUUGAUUGAUUACCUCAGGAUACAUUCUCACAGUGCUGUGUAUGCAACAUCCCUGUCACCUCCUGUUGUGCAGCAGAUCAUCACCUCCAUGAAGUGUAUUAUGGGUGAAGAUGGUUCAUCUAUCGGGAAAACUUGUGUGCAGCAGCUGGCAGAGAACACAAGGUAUUUCAGAAGAAGACUGAAAGAGAUGGGCUUUAUCAUCUAUGGAAAUGAAGAUUCCCCUGUUGUGCCUCUUAUGCUGUACAUGCCAGCAAAAAUUGGCGCGUUUGGGCGCGAGAUGCUGAAGCGGAACAUUGGUGUCGUGGUGGUGGGAUUCCCUGCAACCCCAAUCAUCGAGUCCAGAGCCAGGUUCUGUUUGUCUGCAGCUCAUACCAAAGAGAUACUUGAUACAGCUUUAAAAGAAAUCAGUGAAGUUGGGGACCUUUUGCAAGUGAAAUAUUCCCGUCACCGGUUGGUACCUCUCUUGGACCGGCCAUUCGAUGAGACUACAUAUGAAGAAACAGAAGACUGAACUCCCUCCAUGUGCCUUGGUGGGAGGAGCACACCCCAUGGGACACUGUGUGGCACGCAAGCCGCAGAGUCCGUGAACAACACACUUAGGACUGCUUAGCAUACAAGACAUUUCCUCACGAUACUGAAGUGGCCACAUCAGCUCUAAAUGGCAUUUUGUAAAUAGGGAGAGGAAACAAAAGCUUUGAUUCCUGUAUCUUCAGGGUCUGGCCCUAGAGGUGCUUGGCUUUAUUUUUUCGUACUGUUUUUUUUUAUUUAUUUGUCACAAUGAAUUCACGGCAACCCUCGUUGGCUGUGGGUGAUCAGCUCUGACUUUGUAUGCACCAUUAGCCUUCCCAAUGCUGGCUGAGAUGUUGUGAGCAUGUGUGAUGCUGGCAUGGCAGCAUUCCCAGUGUCACUGCUAGGUGUCUGACCUUCCCUGUAAGGAGCAAGCUGACUUGUCUGAUCAUUCAGGAACUCCUAGAGAAAGCGUUGUUUGCUAACUUCACCUUAUUUAACAAGAGGGGUAAUCAACCAAAGCAUUUUUCUUUUGCAGUUACUUGUGUUUAAAACCUAAAGUUAGCCUUUUUUUUUAAAUAAAUGUGUUGUUGACAAGUCACUGACAGGACCAUUGUUCCCAAACAUUAGGUUUGUAAGCCACAAGCAGAUCUCUUCUGGGAUAGCCUCUUUCCCUUCCCAGUAUGGAUACCAGACUGCCUCCUGGUUUUAACAGUAACUGUCCUCUUGAAACAGAGUGAGUGAUUAAGAGAUGGUUUUCUUCAUAGGCUGAGAUUUUUUUCUUCCUUCUGACAUACUUCUCAUUUGUUCCUAAGAAGGUUUAGUGAGAUUUAUUUUCUCAUUUACCAAUGAAUUUAUCUUUUACUUGAAAACUGUCAUAAAACCAUGAACAAGCAUAUCUGGUAAGUGCUAGGUUCUAGAAGGAUAUUCUUGAAAUCAAAUAAAAGCAAGCCUUGUGCUUCCUGGUAAGAUCAGAACCUCUCAAAAAUCAGGGGUAUGCAAUGGAUGACUACUAGGAAAAACACUUAUUUCACGCAGAUCUGUGAAGGAGUGAUUGCUGCCUUUUACCACAUUAAUUCACUGUUUCUUGUCAUAUAUGAGAUGUUUGUCAUUGGCCUCGCUGUGCAAGGCUUUUAUGCAAACAGUAUAGACAGCCUGGGUCUUGUAUCAAGCCUAUUUUUUAGGUAACCACAAAAUCUCUCAUCUGGUAGCUGCAUGUCUAUAUAGGCCUUUCCUGAAAAGAGAAUGUGCUCACAAUUGCAUUGAGUUUGAAAUCUUUUAUCUUUUGCAUUUCUGCUGCUGUGAGAUUCAAUUUAAUGUUCACUGAGCAGUUACUUGGAAUCCUUAUUUUCAAGUUCCACUCUGUCAUAUUCCGAAGAAAGUAUAAAAAAGCACCUUAGGCCCCUUUGCUUUAGCACACCUUAGAGAUGGUCUGCUAGUUAGUUGUUGUGUCUUAAAUUCUUUCGGUGAACAGAAUUCAUCCUUGAAGAGUAAUCAAGAAGUUUGUAGCAAGAGCUGGUUGCAGUGUUGCUGGUUCCUGUAUGUUUACCUGGGCCAUGUAGAUUUCCUGCAAAGAUGGCAUUAUUUCAGCAUUGUGAAACAUAAAAUUAAUUCAGUUUUGGCAGUUCAAUUAGUGACAGUGGAGUGUUUUAACCAAAGUCUUUAUCUUAAAACUAAAGCAGAGUGCAGCUCAAAGCAAUGUGUCUGGUGCUGCAAAAAAUGUAUUUUAAAAGUUCCUUUAUGCUCACUCUGCAGCUAACAGAGAUGAUGGAGCUCUUCAGUCACUGGAACCAAGCAGUUCUGCAAAUACAUCUCGUGAAUUAAAGCUAAAUCGUCUUAUAUUUUAUAGAAUAUCUAUCUACACAUGUUUAUAGCUCUUGUUCUAUUUUAGUGCAAGAGAAUUUCAAAGCACUGAAUCAGAUUUUUACCAUCACAUAUCAGAAAUUUAAUCAGAUGAGAAAAAAAUAUAUUUGGCUGUUUUAAAAUUAGGUCAGGCUAACUGUUUCAGAUUUAGUCCACUGAUUUUGAUUAACUGGUCUUCUGGACUAACAGCUGUGUCUGGGAAGUGUGUAACCUGCAUUUCCAGCCUCACUAGGUAUGGAGCAAUCUCAUUUGGUCAGCUGCCCUUGGCUGAGCUCACCUUGGCAGUGUGACCCUGCCCAGGACAACGUGUAGCAUUCCAGUGGGAUUUUGGAGCAGUUUGAGAGCUGAUGGAAGGAACCAGCGCGGAGGCGUCUCAAGCGUUCCCAGGCAAACGGGGACUUUCAGCGACUGCUAUGUGGUCAGUCACUGAAAACUGUGACAUGAAAAGUUUGAGGUGGGUUAUCUUUGCUCUGUAAGUCAAGAGCAUUAUCUUAUAUCUGGGAUUUAGGAUUUAGUCCUAGGGCACCUUGUCUUUAGAAGGGAGGGAGCAAACAAAAAAAGGCUAGAUAUAUAUCAGUAACUCAGUUAACUGCUGUAAAAAGAAUUCCGAAAAUAUCAGUGUUUUAAAAAUGAUUGGUAUUUGCUGGGAUUUGUAUUACACUUGUUCAUGCUACAGUACUGAUAUUUAGCAUCUUUCUGCAUAUAACUUUGAAUUUGGGUUGCAAAGACAUUUCAGAAAUCACCCAGGCAGUUAGUAGCAUUCGCAGGCUCCUUGGUUACAUUUCAGCCCUGCCACAUUUGUUUUGGGAAGCAAUCUCCCCACCCUGUCUCCCACUUCCCCUUCUUUCUCUGGAUGCCUCUUGUUCAGGGGAGCCAGUUUUGCCAAACUCCAGUACCUGUUGAAAACUGCUCCUGAAAAUGUAGCAAGUUAUGAGUCUGAAAUUUAGCACUUUAAGUUAGUAACUGAGCAGGAAAGCCAGAAAAAUCUUUUCAUAUUUGCUGAAAACCUUGGUUCCCACAAGUAAAGGAGUGCAGUGCAUUACUGUGGUGCAUCAAGCGAGCCUAGAGCGUGAAGGGUGGCAAAGGUGUGUGGAAUGGACUGCUCAUUAGGACAGCUCUAAACCGCAUAUAAAUCUGUCUCCUUUUAGUCCUGGCAGUAGAAGCAAAUGGAAGAACCAGUCUUGAGCGAUUACAAAGGAAGAGAAGCUGCUUAAGAAACAGACCAUUCCCUGCCAACUUUUCUGAGAAUUUCUAAUUGAAAAUGACUCCUGGUAUUUCUUGGGAGGCACAAAACUGAGAAGAAAAUGAAGGCUGUUCUUGAGCAAAGGGUUUUGCGUUGUACUGAAUCCUGCCCAAACUUAUUCCUAAACAUAAAGCAGCUGCCUUCCCAAUACCUCUCUGAAGAAAUUAGUAAGCAAGAUUUUGCCUGUACUGAGUGAAGGAGAGCUUUUAGCUGUUCUAGUGUAAGGCUGGUGACCACAUUUUUUAAUCUUGAGAAAAUAGAGACGUUUCUAUUACAGAGCAUCAGUGAAGAGCUGAGAGAUCUGCUUCUUGUAUGAAGCUGCCUUCUCAAGUAAUAGACCUUCAUGUGAACUAGCUUAAUUCAUAAUGUCUCCGUAGUCCUUUGGCAGGACAGAAACAAAGUUUGGGUUGCGUUUUUUUUUUGUUGUUGUUGUUUGUUUUUGUAUCAGAAUAUUCAGGGCUUUUUUUACACAAGACACAAAACUUUUGUAUAGUAUCUGUGUAUAUGGUAUAUUUAACACUUUUGUUUAGUUCCUCUAUUUUUCCCUCUCCUGAGAGCAUCUGUAAGGAGCUGUUCUGGUUCCAGGGUUACAGAGCAGUUGUGUUUCUGCUUUAGGCAAAGGCUGGGGAGUAAACGGACCAAACGCUUCAGAGCAACAAGGUCGGUCAGUGAAGGAAUUGCAUCCUUAAUGAUCCUCCUGCUGUUUC
Nothoprocta perdicaria is the source of this 5360-nucleotide messenger RNA. RefSeq names its product serine palmitoyltransferase long chain base subunit 2 (gene SPTLC2). The transcript is spliced from 11 exons. Gene Ontology annotation, biological process: sphingosine biosynthetic process; ceramide biosynthetic process. The record is from RefSeq and is a predicted model, not a curated record. The coding region runs from base 64 to 1551 and encodes 495 amino acids. Gene Ontology annotation, cellular component: serine palmitoyltransferase complex. Lineage: Eukaryota; Metazoa; Chordata; Aves; Tinamiformes; Tinamidae. Gene Ontology annotation, molecular function: pyridoxal phosphate binding; serine C-palmitoyltransferase activity.